This is a messenger RNA of Humulus lupulus (European hop), 834 nucleotides long. RefSeq lists its product as uncharacterized. NCBI's taxonomy places the organism in Eukaryota, Viridiplantae, Streptophyta, Magnoliopsida, Rosales, Cannabaceae. Gene Ontology annotation, molecular function: nucleic acid binding; RNA-DNA hybrid ribonuclease activity. The record is from RefSeq and is a predicted model, not a curated record. Bases 1 to 834 code for a protein of 277 amino acids. The transcript is spliced from 2 exons.
AUGGAGGAGUUGGAUGAAGUUCAGAUACAUCCAGACUUCCUAGACCACAAAGUCCAAAUCGGAUCACGAUUGGACCCCGACAUCAGAACUAAACUCAUUGAUUUUUUAUCUGCCCAUUAUGAUUGUUUUGCUUGGUUCCAUGCGGACAUGACUGGAAUUGACCCCGAAGUAAUUUCCCAUAAAUUGCAGGUUGAUCCAGACUACCCACCAAGGAAGCAAAUGGCGAAAAAAGAACUUUGUUGUCUGACCGAGGGACAGUCAGCCGAAAUCUGGAAGUUGCAAGUAGAAGGCUCAAGUAACACUAGAGGAAGUGGACUCAGACUCGUCCUGACUUCACCCCAAGGUGACGUAAUCGAACAAGCAGUCCGAUGCGGGUUCAAAGCGACCAACAAUGAAGCCAAAUACAAAGCAAUGAUAGUUGGACUCGGACUAGCCAGAGACAUGGGAGUCAAAAAGAUCGUGGUCUUCAGUGAUUCUCAGUUGGUAGUCAACGAAAUGCAAGGUAGCUAUCAGACCCGGGAUAACAAGAUGACAGCCUACCUCAACAAGACUAAAGAGUUGCAGUCAUUCUUCGCCGAGUUCACUAUCAACAAAGUACCAAGAGGGGAGAACAGUCAUGCAGAUGCAUUAGCAAACCUUGGAUCCUCCAUCCAGACAACCGACCCCAAGACAAUACCUGUAGUAUAUCUCCAAUGGCCAGCUGUCAGGAAAGAUGAAGAAGAGCAAGUUAGUGACAUCUCCAACAAUCAAACAUGGAUGACUCCAAUAGUCGAGUACUUGGAGCAGGACAUACUUCCCGAAGAUAAGAAUGAAGCACGUCGGGUCAAGGCUUAA